Neocloeon triangulifer is the source of this 14741-nucleotide messenger RNA. RefSeq names its product HEAT repeat-containing protein 1. Gene Ontology annotation, cellular component: 90S preribosome; small-subunit processome; t-UTP complex. Gene Ontology annotation, biological process: positive regulation of transcription by RNA polymerase I; maturation of SSU-rRNA from tricistronic rRNA transcript (SSU-rRNA, 5.8S rRNA, LSU-rRNA). Gene Ontology annotation, molecular function: snoRNA binding. The record is from RefSeq and is a predicted model, not a curated record. Bases 1003 to 7227 code for a protein of 2074 amino acids. The transcript has 33 exons. Lineage: Eukaryota; Metazoa; Arthropoda; Insecta; Ephemeroptera; Baetidae.
AAAAAAGUAGAACUCGACUCGUUUUCGCACGUCACUGCACCUCGACAAGCUGAAUUCCGGAGCAACUUUCUUCCUCUUCCAAAGAGUUAUAUUUACGGCGAGGAGGAGGAAGAAGACGUUUGGGGUGGAGGUCUGGAGUCCGAUGGCGAGGCCCUCGGUGACCGCGUGGAUGGACAGAGCGACCAGCGCCAGGAAGCCGCUGGUCGCUGUCAUUUUCGGCUCCUUCGUCUGCAGCUCUGGCUGGUGAGGGUGGCUUUGCGAGUGCUCCUCGUCCUCCUCCUCCUCAAGGCUCUUGUACACUCUGCCGUGCUCAGGCUCAACAUCCUGAAAAAUUCGUUCGAUCGAGGAGGCAGAGAGGUUAUUAAUGUGCCGACUGCGUUACCUUGAUUGGCAGAGGAUGUGGCAAGAGGGCAGUGAGAAUAUUAAACUCGUGAUCGCUGCUGUGUGAAAUACAACAUUGUAUGAAAGAGUUGAGAGUAAUCAUAUGAAUUAUGAAUGCAGCUUGGCUCUGGAUAUUUUUGGCGAGUUGACUGCGGCAGUUUUCUCUUAAAAUUCUUAGAAUUCCCAACCAUUUUAAUGAGAAAAGAAAAAUUAAAUAAAUUAAUAUUCAUGUAGAAUGAAGGGAUCCAUUCAGUCCUAUUUUAAUAAAGACAAAUAAAAAAUUAAAGAUUUAUGUGGAUUUUUAGCAAUAUUUAAUAAUUAAAAAGUGUUUUGACUAAAAUAAUUUGAAUUUGGCAGUCAAAUUUUACAAGCAAACCUCAAUUAAAUGAAUUUUAAAAAUUUUAUCUGGCGGUAGAACGCUUAAAUCCGUGCAAUCAAUGCGAUCACAUGUCUUUCGCGCGGAAAGUGUUCAAAUUUCUCCCACUCUGCCCGCCCCUUCCCAACUGACCAAUCACAGACCGGUCGAGGAAAAACAGAGCAAAACACGUGUGGCCGGUGCUCUUUCCAAAUUUUGGAUUGUUUUUCGCUUUUAUGAAAUUAUUGAAAUAAAAAGAAGUCGAAAUGUCAACAUCGUUAGCGCAGCAGCUGCAGAAGCUGCAGGCGCCGCAGACGGGCCAGGCGUCCGUCAGCAGACAGGUGCUGUCCAUCCUCUUCGACACGCACACCGCCGAGGAGUUGACCCUCGACAAGGCCUUCCAGCUCGGCGUGCAGGGCCUCCGCGAUUUGGCCACGCUCAACCCGCGUUUCGCGCAGUUCGAGGACCUCCUCUUCAGGGAGUCCAGCAAGAGCACCCAGAGGGCCGUCGAGACCGCCGACUUCAAUCAGCGGCUCGAUGCCGAGGUCACCAAGUUCCUCUUGAUGGUUUCGCCGCACCUGAUGCUCAAACCCGCCCUUCAGACCCUCGAGUGGCUCGUUCACAGGUUCCAGAUCGGCGAGUACUCGGCCGACAAAGUGCUCAUGUGUGCCCUGCCCUACCACAACACGCCCACCUUCUGCCUCAUCCUCAGGGCCGUCCCUGAAAUAAAAAAGGUCAACUCUACCUGGCAGUGGCUGAAGCCUGUCCUGGACAGCGGCACGCCCCUCGACGUCCACACCGUCCAUCGAAUGGCCUCCAAACACGCCUACCUCCUCCGCAUGAUCCUCCAACACACCCUGGACGCCAGUAAGGAGGCGUGUGGUGAGUGGUCGAGGGUGCAGACGCAGAUCUCGUUUGCCACCUCAACCGUUCUGGGCGCUUUGACCCUUCUCGGACAGGACCUGAGCCAGCAGCACCUGGCCUGCGUGGCCCCCUACCUCCACGUUGGCCUCUCCUCCCCCUCGCCCCCUCUGCUGGCCAGCAGUCUGGCUGUCGUGGCCCACCUGGCCGCCAACCACCCCCUCUCCCCCACCCUCAACCAAGAACUGCUCACCCACCUUGCCUUGGCAAAGGUUGAGUCGCUCAGGGUGGAGAUCCUGUCCGUUCUUAUCCUGCUGAUGGCGUCCCAGACCAGAAUUUUAGGGCAAUCGCCCAAACUCAACAGCUUCGUCGUCAUCCAACUGGCAGCCCUCAGGCACUUCCCUGACCUGCUUGUGCAGAUCCAAACUAAAAAUCAGUCCCUGAGUUUGGUGCCCUUUUUACUCCCCUUGAUGGAGGCCGCCCUCGGCGAGUGCCGACAAGAGGGAGUUUUCUUCCUCAAGGGCGUGGACAAGAUGGUGACCAGCGUCCUGGAGAAACUGACCCUCGACUCCGAGCAGGCCACUUACCUCACUAGGUGCUUAUUAGAAAAUCUUCCCGAAGACACAAGUAAAAUUAGCGAGGUGACCUGGUUUUCUUCUGCUUGCCAAAUUUUGGAGUCUCGAAACCCAUCAGUCUUCGACUCGGUGUCUAAAGACAUCUUCUCCAAGGACUCUGAUCUUCAAGACAGCUUUCACGUGAUUUUGACUAACAAAGGUCUGCAAGCCGAGGAUGGGGCUCUGACCGUGCAGGGUAUUUGUCACCAGAUGGUGCACCCAGAGGAGGCCAUUCGAGCCUCUGCUGUUCGGUCUGCGGCCAGAAUGCUGAAGACCGCCAAGGAGGAGGAGAAGCAACUGUUGCAAAACUGCCUGCGAGACCGGCUGAAGGACGAAAGCAUGACGGUGCUGUGCGCCGUUUUGAAUCUCAAGAACUUUGGAAAGUUGUUCGGACGGAAGCAGGACAUGUUUGCCUUUUGUCUCGAACUGCUUGAGUACGCCUGCCACCAAAAGUGGAACGUCAAUGCUACAGCGUUAUUGGUGGAGCACUUCGGAAACGCUCUUCCUGAUGUCCUUUCUGAGAAAGAAGAAGUGCUGGCCAUCAUGACUGUGACGCCCCACAUCAUCACGCACCCGUUUCUGUACCCAAUCUUUGCGCGCACCAAGUUUGGCACUUCGUCCGCCUUAUUUCAGGAAAUCAAAAACAAAAUCCGCAACAAGGAGAAAAAGCCCGAAGCUGCUGUUCUAUUGGUAGCCGUCAAGGAGUGUCUCCAGACAAGUCCAUUUUCCUACCUGGAGGUAGUGGAGAAGCGCCUUGAGAGCCACCGGCUCAAGGCCAUCGACUUGUGUGUCCUUUCUUAUGUGUUGAGAGGCGUGGCCUUGACCUCUCACACCGCCCACCACAAGGCCGAGUGCUUCCGCCUGGCCGUUCAGGUCAAGAGCAGGGCAAAGAACGUCCUGCCGAGGAAACCUGCGUUUCCACCUUUGGGCAAGGCGGAGGAGUUGGCAAGGCAGGUGAAGAACAUGGUGCAGAAUGACCUGUACCCUGUGAGCGCCUUUGUGGACGUUGUGGCCGCCCUGGUGCAGAAGCCCCUGAGGUCCAACGUUUCAGACAUGACGGCCGUGCUCAAGCACAGCCUCUCCUCCGUCGUUCCUUCCGAGGAACAAAACUCUGUUGUCUUCGAAAGCUCCUGCAAUUUCAAGUGGCAGACCACAAGUUUAAACGAUGACUCGGAAAAGUCUGAAUUCUUCAAGCUGGCCAUGUCCAUCAUGGCGGUGUUGCUCGAGUUGUGCUCGAAGGUCAAACAGUCGGACGAGGAGCAGCCGCACAUGUCUGCCCUCAGGUCCUUUAUUAUGGCAAACUGCAGCAGCUUUGAAGGCCAGCUGCAUUUUCUAAGCCUGAUGUGGAGCCAAAACGACCUUGCCAUGGAAGAUCGAAUGCGCGCGCUCAUUUUCGCAACUUCCAUCGUCAAGCUGCAUCUGAAUGUCAAAACGGACAAUCUGAUGCUCCACUCUGAGAAUUCCUUUGUGCCUGCCGUGCUGUGCGCCCUAAGCAACCCCGAGACUUACCUGAGGCAGGUGACGGUCAAGCUGAUCACGGAAUUGGCCAAACUGCGACCUUUGAGUCCUGCCAAGUCUUACCACCCUUUGAUAGAGCACCUUUCCAGACAGGCAGAUGAGAUGGUCCAGCACAACGACCAACUUGGUGUUGCUUUGUACCCUGUUUUGACUGAAGACGAUUCGGCGCAAAGCUUCACAGGCAGUCUUACUCAGCAGGUGGCUCGGGAUGUCAGAGAAUGUCUCUUUUCACACGUUGUUGACCCUUUGACGCCGAGAGACGUUGCUGCCUCUUUACUGAAAGCACUUGUCUACAUCAAGUCGGAGCAAUGUUUGAAAACUUUGACUCCAAUGGCCGACCUUCUGUUGGAUCCAACAAAGGAUGAUCUGCUCGAUUCCAGCAGUUUCCAAAUCUUGACCGAAGUCCUGCAAAGAAUCGAUGCAGACUGGGCAGAAAAGUUUUUCAGUUCCGACGACGGCUGGUUCCUGUUCGGCAAAUUCCUCAAGAGCAAGUUGGCCUUUGAGGAAAAAUCUAUUUCAGUUUCUGCCGUUCAAAUUGUUACCAAGGAAGUCUUCAACAGCCUGAGUGAGGCCCAAAAGCCCAGAGUUGUGCACCUGUUGCUGGAGGCUGACAACGAGGCUAGCAACCUCAAGGCUGCUGUGGCGUCCGUCCUCCGAAAACUGCCUCUCGGAGGCGAGUUGGUGGCCGAAGAGCUCAAGGCCAUGGCCAGAAAAACCAAAGGGAAUGAAGGAACUCAAAACUGGUCCAGAGGAGUUGUUCUGCUUGAGUCUCUGGUGGACAAGAAGAAGAUGGCCAACGCUGCUGUGGUCAUCCCUGUCUUGUUUGAAAUCCUUAAAAUUUGUGUGGAGGGAGAGGAAGAUGAGGAGUAUGCCAAGCAGUUGGCCCUGGGCAGUCUGAACAGCCUGCUGGCCAUAAAUGAAGAGGCUGGGCUCAAAUGCCAGGUGGACAUCGAGCUUAUCGUCAACAGCCUCAAGAGUUCCUCAAACCCUCAGACCCAGAGGGAGGCGCUCGUCCUGCUUUGCCACACCGCCCACAUGGUUCCUGAAAACCUGCUGCACUACCUUGCCAGCGUCUUCACCUUUGUGGGCACUCAGGUUCUUAGGCAUGACGACGAGUACAGUUUGCAGAUCAUCUCUCAGGUCAUCAGCAAGGUUGUCCCUGCUGUUAUGAAGGGCAAAGGACAGUCGGUUGGAGUGAUAACCAUCCUGAGGGUGUUCUCGGACGCCUUCCCAGACAUCCCGAGCCACCGAAGGCUGCUGAUCUUCGAGCAGCUGAUGACCACGGUCGGCUGGGACAAGUUGUGGCUGUUCCUGGUGUUGGCCUUCGAGAGCCACGCCUAUGCUCAGCAGCACAGCAGCCGCAGGGUUGAGUGCGUCCUGGAGGCCACCAAGACCUGUCCGCUGCCUGUUCUGCUCAGGAUGCUCCUCGACGUGGUCAGGUACCUCACCAUCUUCACCGAAAUGGAGUAUGGAGGAGAAAAGAGGGUAAGCAACGCCUUAGAGAUCAAAAUGAAGUUCAGGGCGCUCAGGGCAGCUGAGUUGAUCGACCCUUGCACCAAACCUGCGGCUGACGUCAGGAAGCUGCAGAUCGUGGCCCUCGACUUCUUGUCUAACGUGCUCAGUGUCAAGUCCUCCGCCAGCAAGGGUUUCCGGCCCAAUGAGAAGCUGGACAAAGAGAUGGAGGCGUUGUACCGCUCUCUGAUGGACAGCCUGAUGAGCUACCUGCUGGCCAUCAGCCAUCAGGAGGCAACCCUAAAGACCAAAUUCUGGUCUUGCCUACUCGUUCAGGGGUACUCGGUGCUGAACAAGGUCAACAUGCUGCUGCCACUGUCCCAGUUUGUGUCCGUCGUCCAGGGCGUGCUGACCAACACGUCUGCCCUUGACUCGGUCAAGAGCAAAACUCUGGAGUUGCUGGGCGCCAAAUUGCAGCUGCUGGGCGGCACCUCGGACCUACAGGAGCUGCUGCCUCUGGUGGACGUGUGUCAGAGUCUGGCCCACAACUGCGACGCCACCAUCGCCAGCAAGGCUCUCUUCUGUCUGCGGCUGCUGGUCGGCCUCCUCGGCUCUGCUGACUCCACCACGGACAAUCUGUCCAGGGUGCUGACCUCCCUCCUGGGCCUCCUGGCCAAGGUGGUUGGUGGCCCUGACCAUCCCGUCACGGCCAACCUUCUGCUCUGCCUGGCCGAGUUGGUCCACGUGCUCAGGGUGCACAUGCUCAAGGCCUUGCAGGAGCUGCUCCCGGCCACCUUGAAGGCUGCCAGGUCGGCUGCCGAGGGACAAGUUGAAAUAGUGUUGCUGGCGAGUUUGGCCCUUCUGCAGCGGCUGGUUGAGGUUCUGCCGCAGUUCCUCAGCUCCUUCCUGCAGGCCAUCUUCAUCGAGGUGUGUCAGGUGGCGGUCAUUCCUGAGGGCCAGGUUUCUCCCAAGGCCUACACAGCCUUGCAACACAGGAACAAGAAAAUCCAGGACCUUUUGAGCAGCAACAUUUCCCUGCGAGUGCUUCUGCCGCCCCUGAUGGGCUCCUUCCACGAGUUGUCCAGAAACCAAGAGACCCUUGCAUCUGUCCGCCCUCUGAUGGCCAUCCUGAUUUCCAAACUGGAAGGAAUGACUUCUUCGGAAAUCGCCGGUCACGUCCCUGAGCUGUCAAACUUGUUCCUGGAAAUGCUGGAACUUCGUUCCGUGUUGGAGGAAAAGGAACCUCAUGUCAAGAGUGGAGCUGCGGAGGCUCUGAGUGAAGCCGAAGGUGAGGUGGUGAGCGCCCUGGUGGCGUUCGUCCUGAAGCUGCAGGAACCUGUGUUCAAACCGCUCUUCUUCAAACUGUUCAACUGGGCCCGAGAGGCCGAGCAAAACUUGGCCCACAGAAGCCGCUGCAUCACUUUUUACAGGCUUUCGACAAGUCUGGCCAGCAAGUUGAAGGGUCUUUUCACCGUUUUUGUGCCGAUCUACCUGAAGCAGGCGGCGCAUCUGCUGCAGGUGUGCCAACUGGGCUCAACGGAGGAGUUCUUCGGACCGGACGGGGAGGCGCAGACCUUGCUGCUGCUCGACUGGCUGCUCGCCAACCUGCUCGAGGUCUUCACCCAGGAUAAGCAGCGCUUUGUCAAGCAAGACGCCUUUGAUCUCAUCAUGCAACCCCUCGUCGACCAGUUGGAGAACGAGAUGGGCGGGGAGGCGGCGUUGGUGGAGCGUCGGGGGCGGGUGGUGGGGGCGUGCGUGGCGCAGUUGGCGCGGUGCACGCAGGACGACGUGCUGUGGAAGCAGCUGCACUACCAGGUGCUGCUGAAGGCGCGCAGUCCGAGGCCCCAGGUGCGCCUCGUCACCGUCGACGCCGUGCUCGCCCUGGCCGAGGUGCUGCGCGAGGACCUGCUGCCGCUGCUGCCCGAGGCCGUCCCCUUCAUCGCCGAGCUCAUGGAGGACGACGACCUCCAGGUUGAGAAAAAAACGCACCACGUCGCCAGGCAGCUCGAGAAGAUCCUCGGAGAACCACUCGACAAAUACUUCUAAUGGCAAAGUCUCUGGGAAAGAAGCCAAACUCGAAGAAGUGAGAGUCCAACCACGUUGAAUGAUAUUAGGGCGAGUUUAAUAUUAAAAUUAUGCGCAUGAGGAUCAAAGUAUUUUUUAUUAUUAUUAUUUUGAGAGUUAUUCGUAUGUAAAAUCGUAGGGACACAUUUACUGGGUUGAUGGAGAGAACCAUUGAUUGCAAGUUUUAUGUUUUAAAAAUUGGUGCAAGUAAGUCAUAUUAUAAGAAACACACUAGUCUUAUCGAACAUAUAAAAAAUUAACACUUCUUUGUUUAAAAGUAGAAUCAGAGGGACUUGAAAUUUAAAAGGUAAAAAUUAUCAUCUUUUUCUUUAAGUUAAGCUGAGAGCAGUCUGGGGGGAAAAUUUCACAAGAAAGAGGCUCAUGGUAGGAUUGGAAGGAAGAAAACCAGAUUUGGUCUUCCUGAUUCAGCAGCGUAGUUGUUGAAGGAUUGCGGCUUCUUGGGAACAUUGGAAUCCAAAACGGACCACAAAUCCGGGUUGUUGUAUCGGCUUGUUUGAGGCGGCAUUACGGUCACACAAUUUCUGACGUUUUCAACAGCGUAGGUGACAACUGCGGCACGAACUUGGUACUCGCUCCCUCCAACCCACACUUUGUCUGUCAUAAUUGGCUCCUGAAAACAAAUCUCGAAUAAAUAUAUUUAUCAAGUUUGGAAAAACUUUGCUCCCACCUGGAAGAUGUUGGCAAGCGGGAUUGGAUCACCGUCUCUUAGGGGGAUGGUCACCGGAAAGCCGAGCUUGUUAACUCUCAUACGGGACGUCCGUUUUCCGUUGCACUGCGUUUGCAAGUAAAAUCACAUUAAUUCACAUAUUUAUUAAAAUACUUAUUUGGCUUAAAUUACCCGAGGGCAGGCAGGGACUUUUGGCUCAUUUCCAACUCGAAGUUCUUCCAGUUGUGAGAGGGUGAUAAAGUGGAGUGCUGUUUUGCUGAAAAUAUGGCACUUGUCGCAGUGCUCCACUACCUCUCCAGCUUUCCACUUGAAUUGCGUCAUUACCUCUGACACUGUAGCUUCACCGUGCACCAACGCAAGGCCUUCGUCAGCCUCCUUGCUGAAACCGGGAGUAAAAUUUAUGUUGCAAACUUUUAUGAAAAAUUAUUAAAUAUCUUUCCGACUUGAAAAUGUUCUCAAACGCGGUAAUACACCUCAUACUGGCUCGGAAUUGAAAUAAUGAGAAAAAUUAAAUUGGUUGGUUUGGAAACAUAAAAAUUUAGGCUGAAAAAAUUAAAAAGAUUUUGCAUAAUAAAAAUAAAAUUUCACUCACCAGAUUUGCACUAGGCGGAGUGAAUGGUAUUGGAGCUGACGGCUGAUGUAUCCAUUAUUGUUUGGUUGGACUGCCAACGCCAGGAACUGACGGAAAUCCAACAGGCUUUGUUCCCUUGCUAUUGAUUUUGCCCACUCUCCUUGGCCCUGCACAAAACAUAAAGAGGUCAUAAACAUAUAGGCGGACUCUUCGAGCAGAGGCCAAAGGGCUUUGUUACCUUCCGGAUAAGAGCGAUGAUGACGUUGAAGAUUGUGCUGUAAACGCAGCGAUUGUUAAUAAAGACCCAGAUGCCAUUCUCCUCGCUCCAGAACCAGCCGUCGUUGCUUAUAUAUUGUUGAUUGUUGGACACAUCGGACACUUCUACAGUGAACAAAAAAAAAUUUACUUUACAGUUUCAUUACUUUUCACAGAUUACCUCUUGGUGUCAAAUCAGGCUCGGGAAGCUCGACGAGAGGCUCUAUUUAAAAAAGAGAAAACAAUUCAACUUGUAAUUAUUUAAAAGAUGUUCAUAAUUGUUUGCUACAGAUUUGAGGAGAAAAGUCGUACCUGUUUCGGGUGUCAAAAAAAUUGGCGGUCCGCCUAUUGAAAAUAUUUUCAUUUGUUAAAAAAAAAAUUAUCAAUUUUUCAUCUUAAAAGACAAACCGUGCACGAAUACAAAGUCAUGCUCAUAGGAGAGGUCGGCCGGCUCAAUGUUCUCUUCAACGUCACUCUCGUCAUCGUCCUCCUCUUCAAGCUCCUCAUCAUCUUUGACCUCGUCGGUGACCUCUUCCUCCGACUUCCCACCCUCAUCGGCCUCCUCCUCCUCGCCCAACUCAUCGUCCUCCGAAUGGCUCAUCUCGUCCUUCAUGUCCUCCUCCUUUUUUUCGUAAUGCUUUCUAGCCUUUUCCAACACUGAAGAGAAAAAAAUAGCAAGUCGCUCUUUAAUCAGUUAAAGCAGAAUUUGGUAAAAUUUUUAGCUUUGUUCCAUACAUCACGUUUACUUAAUAGUCGGAGAUUAAAAUUUAAGAGAAAGAAGAUUAGCCAAAAUUGGCGAGGCAAUUCAGAGAAAAUUUGUAGCAAAAAAUUAAAGGGAAGUGCGGGAUUAAGUGUUGCGAUAUUUCGCAUGAAGCGCAUCUUAUGUUCAUCUAAAUUUUUUUAUUUAUGCUCGAAUUCCAUUCAACAUUCCAUCGCAUGAAAAAAACAAUUUUCAAAAAUGCGGAAAUGACGAUAAAAUUUUCAAAUUAUAAAAGCAUAAGUAAUGUGUAGCUCUGCCAUUAAAAAAAACUACAUACGAAAAUCAAGAACUUGCUAAUUUCAAUAAUUAAUUUGCCCCAGACUUUCCAUAUGAAUUCAAUCCUAAUUAGAAUAAUCAAUAGGUAAAGUAGAAAGGGAAGUUAUUAAAACGUUUUUUACUUAAUCAUAUGUGUGUAUUUUACAUCACACAUCAAUUUUCUAAUUAUUAUUAUAAUUAAUUAUUUUGCUUAAAAGUACUAAUAAAGUAAUUUAUAGUGUUUUACAACUUACUGGAUUUCAAUCGUCCGCAAAUUCUUUGGGUGCUUUUAUUUCCAACCCCUUUUCCUUCGGCGGCUGCUUGGGCCAUUUGAAGUAGUUUAGCAGCUUUGUCCUUCAUCUUUUUCUCAUCUUCCGUCGCCCAAAAACAAUUUGUCGAAAUGAAGGUUUGAUCAAACUUAAUGAAAUCUCUUAGACGGAAGGUGGACUGCCACCAAGCGAAUUUCAAGAUGUCCUUGCAGAACUGGAAUUGCUCUUUCUUCAAGAAACUGAAAAAAAAAGUUUUUUUUUAUGAAAAAUAUGAGAAAUUAUUUAUACAUAUUAAAAGAUUUUUUUAGUUUCCAUCUGUGCGUGUAAAUUGAAAUUGGAAUAGUGUUAGUCAAAAAGGGGCAGAAGAGUGGUGCAGCCGGAGACAAGGGGUGCAGCCCCACCUAGGCCUAUAUAGUUGACAUAUUAGUUCAUUUGUGUGCACCCUCUUUACUUCUUUUGGAAAUACUGUAGAGUUAUUAACGCACCAGAGCAUUUUGUGAAAUUAAGGGACACACACACUCCGGUCAGGUUGACGGUCGACUUUGAAUUACUGCUCUUAUCACCGAGGCGGUUUCAAAGCAGCAAUUCAACUGCCCCAUUCCGAUUUGAUUAGGCAAUAUAUUUAUUUAAGGCUUAAGUCAAAAAAUUCUCUUCUCCAAAAAUAAACAAAAUAGUACCAAACAUCCUGCAUCAUUCCAUAGCUCAUUAUAAUUUAAUUUUAAAUCACAAUAGUCAGAAUCUUUUUGUGCUAUGUCUAUUUUUGGUCUUCAUAUUGAAAGUAUUUUUAAUUAAAUAUUUGACAUUUAAUUUUAACCGCAAAAUAUCUUUUUAUGCUCAAAACAUUCCAGAAAAGAACAUACCCUCACACAUGCAUGUUUUGACAGUUGGAUUUGUUAAAUAAAUAAGUAGAAAUAAGAAAUAAUAUCUGUGAAAGCUGAAGCUUUAAAUCAUAAAUAAGAAAAAAGUAAUUAAAAUAUCAAUAAAAUAUUAUGUAAUUAAAUUCAGCUCGAUCAGACUACAUUCUCUCAAAAGAACCAUCAAUGGAAAGAGUUGAAAUCUUAUUAUUAUUUGUUUACAAGGUAAUAAUUCGGUCUCAAAAGAAUUCCAAUUUCGUAAAAAUUUUAUGUUGGGACCAGUAUAAAUUUGAAUUAAAAAACUUCUAAAAAUCUAAACCACACAAAGCGUAUUAUUUAUUGUUAAUACAAAUUUCAAAAACAUUUCAUUGCUUUAUUCCAAAAUUUAUUGAACGAAAUUUGACUCACUUGGGAUCAAGCACCUCCUCUGGGAAGUUGUCCAGCUCGUCGGGCUGAAAAAGAAAAUUAUAACGUGAUGUGACAUCGUCAGCAUAUGAGCUAUUUAAUAAUUUCUGCCGACUAUCAUUGUAUCAAUUGCACUAAAGUGAGCAAAAAUAUUAUUUUAAUUGUUAUUGUCAAUGAUCAAGCGACAUUAAAAAUUUAAUUAGCCGGAGUACUUCACACCAGUUAAAAAAACUAGCCCGCAGCUGGGUUUGAACGCCUGGCCUCCGAGUUCGCUGACCAUUUAUAUAAACACUGACGAGCUACUCACUACCAUUACUUCACAUAGGCGAGUAAAGCGUUUUAUUCAGUUUCGCGUGUGAUCCAUGGCGCUAUAACGCGUAAAGAUUGAUUGCAAUGCCAAAUAUUCUGGUACACCGCAUUUUCUAUCAGCAUAUAUGAAUACUUCUUAAAAACUUUGAGCUAUUGCUUUCUUUUAAAAGGCGAAUAUUUCACUCACUAACACUAAGUAAGUUCUCCGCAGUAAAAUGAUUACAAAUUAUGCAGCUCAGCUCAAGAAUAUAAUAAGCAUUUUUAAUUUUUAUAAAUGAUCAUUUAUAAACUUAUAAUAUUUGAAAAAAAAGUCCACUAAUUUUGACGGAAAAUUCAUUUUUGAAUUCAUUUAAAUGUGUUUGCCCUACUUUUAAUAUUAUUUUCUCCAUUUUUUCGUGCACUGAUUUAAAAACAAGCACUUUAUCAGAAUUUAGGACAGAUUUUACGCAGAAAAACCAUGCGAGAGAGCAAACCAAUUGUACACUUUGUAUGACAAUAAAUAAUUUCACCAUCGACAAGUUCGACAACCAAUUGAACUUAAAUAAAUUAAAUAAUGCCUUACCAUGGUUCUUUUCCAGGUAUUGGAGUUGGUAGAAGCCAUCUUUUGGGGUUUGUUUGUCUCUUGAGAGUGCAGAAAAAACUUGUGUCGUUCGAUAGCUUCAGAUGUGGGCCUAGUGAGACAAAACUGGCUGCUGAGCACUGCCUCAAGCCUCGCUAAAUUCAUUUCAACUUCAGAAUUCCAAACAAGAAAUAUCAAGCGUCCGAAUACUACAAGUCAAAUAUUUAUGAGAAAUGAAAAGAAUCUGGUGCGCGGCGCUCUUAUUAAGAGCGCAAUCAAUUUUACAAUAAGUUUACCUUCCAUGAGCAACGUAUAUAUUGAAACAUUUUUUAUUUAUUAAGUUAGAGCCGGGGAAAAGUUAAUAAACUGGGUUUUUCUUAAUUCAACUUUUCUUGCCUUCGCUGCAAAAUUGAAGGUGCGCGACCUGAAUUUAUCACUCGAAUUAAUGCUCUCAGCCUCUGUGAACACAUUCGAGGUGGCUAAAAUCUAGUUAAAGCCGAAAAAUGUUAAUAAACUGGGUUUUUCUUAAUUCAACUUUUCUUGCUUUCGCGUUGAACGACCUUUCCUAUGCGCAUUAGCACCACGUUGAAAUGCUGCAGGACCUGUAAAAGGGUCUUUUUUUGCAAUUGAAAAGUUGUUGAUAUCGCCAACUUCCCUUACGUAAUUUUUUACCAAAAUAAUUAACAGCUCACAAAUUAUGGCUGCAGCCCGUAGGUAAAACAUAAUGUAGAGCAGGCUAUUUUUUUUAAUGCUGCAAAAAAAUAGCGUGCCAAAUAUUCCAUUGAGGGCAAGCGGAAGUAGGCGAUUAGUCGCAGUACUAAUUUAACUAUUUUCAAGUACCAUUAAUUGAUUUUUCCAAAUUCAAGCCAUUUUAAAUUUCUCUGGACAAGUCUAUAAAGAAAAUAAUUAUUUAAUAUUUAUUCUUUGUGAUUUAAAUGAUAUUAAACAGUAAAAGACAGUCAAAGCAUCAAAACAAAUAAAAAUUUUCAAACACAUCAGUCUGGCAUUGACGCUUUGCUCUAUUGUGGAUUAAAAUAAAUCUCAAGCUUUGGUACGAGUAAGCUUCGCGUCCAAACUUUGUAUUCGCGUCCGGCUGCUGCAGCCGCGGAUGGCUUUGACUGUCGCCGCGAAGCUGCAUGCCCAUAUUAAUGCGCGCUUUCGCGUCCAUGUCUGUAACUCCCGAGUCACAUCUUUAAAAAAAAUUCAAAUCAGUAUAUCUGAGCUGCAUAUCCACGGGCAUGAUUUUUUGUUCUCUAACUGAGGGGAGAUGCUUUCCGUGAAUAAAAUGCAAGGCUCGCUUUUGCACUCGCUCGAGUUUUUCAACUGUGCAGUCUGUUCCGGGGUGCCAGGCUGGCGUGCCAUAAAAUAGAAUAGGCUUCACCAACGUCAGGUAGGUACGCUCUCUUUCGAAGGAGAGGGUCCUGUGCUUUAGCAAGUUGUUUGCUAGCGAAAAGCCAUUUCUCCAUUCACCCUAUUAACAGUAUGUCUCUUUUAAAAUAUAUUUUCAGCUUUUUCUGUACUUUUUCUGUAUAGUUUUUUUUUUUUGCUGUAUUCAUGACAUGACUGUAUCGAGUGGAGAAUAAAUAAAUAAAUAAAAUUGGACUAUUUUUAUAUUUUACCGAUCAAAAAUUUUGAUUCACAAAUUUUAUUAACAGUUUGCAUAAUUUUCUUUCUGUCAGUUUCAUAAUCAAAAUAAUUUAAAAUCUUUCCCUAGUUUUAAAAUAAGAACAAACGCGCAAAACAGGCCCAAAGUCAAAGUUAACACUUGCAUCCCGUAAAUAAAAUUAAAUAAAAUUCUGCGAGGAACUUGGAAUGGCGCGCGGCGAUUCCUCAAGGAAUGAGGAAGGAGUAAAUUUUUCAUUUCUCAAAAACGUAACGCGCCAAUAUAUUUGCUAUAUUAUUUCCAUUAUUUCUGCCAACAAUGAGUAACGAAAACAGAGAAAGGAGGCAGCGGUGACUUUGACAUUGGUCCAAGGCUGGCCGGCCUGCGGUAGUUGUUGUAGGAGGAGGAUUCACUGCCGGGUGUGGUCGUCUGGGAGGGGAUCGAGCGUACCUGAAACCACCUAGCCCGGACACCUGGUUAGCCUUGCGCUUCCAACAGGUAUUAAACUAUAAAAUGGCCAGAGUAUUCGGCCAAAGUAUCAGUCUUUGCCACAGACAGCUCAACAAACUUCACUCAACCAUGUACAAGCUCAUGAUCCUCGUCCUUGCCCUUGUGGCCGUGGCUGCUGCCCAGUACUACCCCGCCUAUGGCUACGGCUACAACGCUGCGCGUUCCGGAUACGUCGCCAGCCCGUACGUCGCCGCUUCUCCCCUGGCCUACAGCGGCCUCGGCUACCGCCAGGCCUAUGGUUAUGGUGCCUACCCUUACCUUGGUUAAGCUGAGAUUGUAGAGCUGAAGACAGAGCCCGGAAACCAACCCUGGUGCCGGACCCUGUCUGAUCUGAUCCAACCUGAUGACCGACAUUUGCCUAAAUCAUCGCCGGACUCCCGAUUUUUUAUUCUGAUCAACACGCACGGAUACCAUUUUGGAAUUUCAAAUAAAAAAUUUGGCUAUAUUUUGCUGAAAAA